This is a messenger RNA of Phlebotomus papatasi, 1373 nucleotides long. RefSeq names its product transmembrane protein 68. The record is from RefSeq and is a predicted model, not a curated record. Gene Ontology annotation, molecular function: acyltransferase activity. The transcript has 3 exons. Gene Ontology annotation, cellular component: membrane. Bases 1 to 993 code for a protein of 330 amino acids. Lineage: Eukaryota; Metazoa; Arthropoda; Insecta; Diptera; Psychodidae.
AUGAGUCCACUUCUUUCACAAAUGGAUGCCCCAACAAAUGCCACUUUCAUCAAGUACUUUGGAGAUUCUCUUGGCCAAUACAUCGAUCUGGAUUACUCAAUAUGGCUCUCCAGGCUUCUGACACCGCUCAUUAUCACCUUUAUGUUGCCAUUGGUAUUCGUUGGACUGAUUUAUUUCACCUCUAUUUUUCUCUACAUUUACAAAUUGCACAGACGAAUUAUAAUGCAAGCGGUAUCAAGUGAUCUCGACUUCUGGGAUGUAGGUCGUAAAAUUGUAUCGGCUGUAUGGGAUGCUCAUGCAUGGCUAUACCAUGGAUACGAAGUGAUUGGCCUACAUCACCUUCCGCAGGAAGGACCAGCUCUUAUUGUAUACUACCAUGGUGCUGUACCCAUUGACAUGUACUACUUCGUGGCACGUGUCCUCCUGGCCAAGGAUCGCUUAAUUUACACAGUUGCCGAUCGGUUUCUCUUCAAGAUACCCGGCUGGGGCAUUAUCAGUGAUGCCUGCAAAGUGAGUCCGGGUACAAUACAAUCAUGCACUUCGACGUUACGCGACGGUAAUUUGCUGGCGAUUUCGCCGGGUGGAGUGUACGAGGCUCAGUUUGGAGACAAUCGAUAUGAGUUGCUGUGGAAGAAUCGAAUAGGAUUUGCUAAAGUGGCCAUUGAUGCAAAAGCCCCCAUCAUUCCUAUGUUUACGCAAAAUCUCCGUGAGGCCUUUCGAUCAGUGGGAAUUCUCAAGAGAUGGCUGAUAAAGUUUUACAAUGCCACACACAUCCCAGUACGGCCCAUCUAUGGGGGCUUUCCGGUGAAAUUGCGAACAUUUCUAGGACCACCUAUUCCCUAUGAUCCCAAUCUGACACCUGAGGAACUCAAGCAGAAGACAGCCUUUGCCAUUGAGGAACUGAUUAAUAAGCAUCAGAGGAUUCCGGGUGGAAUCUUCCAUGCACUCCUCGAUCGGUUUAGUUUUUUGAGGAAAAGGAGGGCAAGUGACUGAAUGCCUUUUUUUUUCUCCUUGAAGUUCUCAGCCAUCUCUGCAAUUCCAAUGCGUGAAUUUAUCGAAUUUUUAAAUUAUUUUUUCUUUUUAAAAAAAAUGUUACUCUUAGGCAAAAAUCUUUUAUUUUUCAAUUCGCAAGAGUAAGAUACAGGAGCAAUGUGAACCUCCUCCUCACUGUAUUAUUCAUUUUGAGAACCAUCUGUGACGGAUCAGUUCACCACAAAAGACAAUUAUACUGAGGAUGUAGCCGUACAAGAGAAUGAUGAAUGGUCCCUGAAGGUGCUUCAUCGUCAAGACAGUAUCUAUUUCUGUAUUUAUGAGGAGAUUAUUUCACUAUUUUAUGUGCAAAUAUAUUUAAAUAAAAAAAAAUUAUUUUACAA